Salmo salar (Atlantic salmon) is the source of this 6212-nucleotide messenger RNA. Its product is annotated as plasma membrane calcium-transporting ATPase 3. Lineage: Eukaryota; Metazoa; Chordata; Actinopteri; Salmoniformes; Salmonidae. The record is from RefSeq and is a predicted model, not a curated record. Gene Ontology annotation, molecular function: ATP binding; PDZ domain binding; P-type calcium transporter activity. Gene Ontology annotation, cellular component: intracellular membrane-bounded organelle; plasma membrane. Gene Ontology annotation, biological process: calcium ion transmembrane transport; regulation of cytosolic calcium ion concentration.
CACUCUUACCCGUCGCAUAGAACAGCCCAUUUUAAUGUUGCCAUCAUCAUAGGACGAGUGCGGUAAGCGAGGAAUCGUUUCAGCAUGUAGACCAAAAUUCUUGCUUACCAAUUGGAGCUUAUGCUGUAUUAUCAAUUAGACGAACAAAUUACAGCAACGAGAAUAAUUGGGACCAACGACCAGAAUAACAGUAAUAAUAUCAAAUAGCUACCUGCGGUCCUCAACCGUUAACUUAUGCAAACACGCUAAUAUCUGCCUUCCAUCAUAUCAUUUUAUUCCGCAUUAGAGGAAUUCCACAUAGACGUCUGCACAAUUCGGUGCUAUACAUUGUUAUCUCCUGACCAGAAACAACAGAUGGAACACCACGUCGGUAUAGUCUACAUCCUUCAAACGUUUUUGUCUGUCGGAUAUGAAGUAAAUUUAAAAGUAAAGAACAUUGGAUUUCCUCUUUUUCUAAACUCUCCUUUGACGUCCUUGGACAUGGCCGGCCUUUAGGUGAAUCCUACACUCCACCUGCGAAAGCAUCUUUCUCUUCACCUCCAAACGCUUGAGCUCUUCUUUCUGUUUCUCUCCUUACAAAUAUCUGUUUCUAUGGAUUGGUAUCCCCCUUAUCAUUUUGUUUGAUUCUCUUUUCUCUUCUGGGGUUGUGAGACAGACCAGAUUAAGGUCUUUGGUGGAAUAAACCUCCGUCAAAUCACGCGACAAAAACAUUUCCAAAUGUUCUUCCACACAUGCCCUGAUAUGGAGAAUCAUAGAAGGGGCAAAGGAGGGAGUGGCAUGGGGGAACAUUAAUCUAAAAAUCACAUAGUCAAGCAUUUCCUACCCUCCUGGCCUAUCCUGGCCUACCCUGGCCCUUUUCAAAGAAGUCCAUCAGAGAAUCAUUGUUUUUUGAAGAAUCAAUAUACUUCUAUUACCACACAUAAUCAUGGGGGACUUAGCCAAUAGUUCGGUGGAGUUCAAACCCAAGAAGCGAGGUAGUGGAGGGGGAACAGAGGUCAACCAUGCAGGGGACUUUGGGGCCACCCUGGAGGACCUGCGGGACCUUAUGGAGCUGAGAGGUGCAGAGGCCAUUCAGAAGAUCCAGGAGAACUACACGGACACAGAGGGCCUCUGUCAGAGACUGAAGACCUCCCCAGCCGAUGGCCUAUCGGACAACCCGUCAGACCUAGAGAAGCGUGGCCAGGUGUUUGGCCAGAACUUUAUCCCUCCUAAGAAGGCCAAGUCGUUCCUGGAGCUGGUCUGGGAGGCCCUACAGGAUGUAACUCUCAUCAUCCUAGAGAUAGCUGCCAUCAUCUCCCUCGCACUGUCCUUCUACCAACCGCCUGGAGAGGAGAGCGAAGCGUGUGGGAAUGUGGCAUCCGGUGCAGAGGACGAGGGCGAGGCGGAGGCUGGCUGGAUUGAGGGCGCGGCCAUCUUGCUGUCUGUCGUCUGCGUAGUGCUGGUGACGGCCUUUAACGACUGGAGCAAGGAGAAGCAGUUCCGGGGGCUGCAGAGCCGCAUUGAGCAGGAGCAGCGAUUUGCCGUGGUGCGGAAUGGCACCGUCAUCCAGAUCCCUGUGGCUGAAAUGGUGGUCGGGGAUGUGGCCCAAAUCAAAUACGGUGAUCUCCUGCCUGCUGAUGGGAUACUGAUACAGGGCAACGACCUGAAGAUCGAUGAGAGCUCGCUGACCGGAGAGUCUGACCAUGUAAAAAAGUCUGUUGACAAGGACCCCAUGUUGCUGUCUGGAACUCAUGUGAUGGAAGGCUCAGGAAAGAUGCUAGUUACUGCUGUGGGGAUCAACUCUCAAACUGGAAUCAUCUUCACUCUACUGGGGGCUGGAGAGGGGGAGGGGGAGGAUGAGAAGAAAGACAAGAAAGAGGGCAAUAAUACCCCUGCAGUCGAAGCAAAACAGAUCAGCAUCACGAAUGGCAAGCAAGAUGGGACACUGGAAAACAAUCAGAACAAAGCCAAGAAACAGGAUGAGGCUGUUGCCAUGGAGAUGCAGCCCCUGAAGAGCGCUGAAGGUGGGGAGGUGGAAGCGGAGAAGAAAAAGGGCAACGUGCCUAAAAAAGAGAAGUCUGUGCUCCAGGGCAAACUCACUAAACUGGCCGUGCAGAUCGGGAAGGCAGGUCUGGUCAUGUCAGCCAUCACAGUGAUCAUCCUGGUGAUGUACUUUGUGAUUGAGACCUUUGUUGUGCAGGGCCGGGAGUGGCUCACUGAGUGUACCCCCGUCUAUGUGCAGUACUUUGUCAAGUUCUUCAUCAUCGGCGUCACAGUGCUGGUGGUGGCUGUGCCUGAGGGGCUGCCACUGGCUGUUACUAUAUCACUGGCCUACUCUGUCAAGAAAAUGAUGAAGGACAAUAACUUGGUGCGCCACCUGGAUGCCUGUGAGACCAUGGGCAAUGCCACGGCCAUCUGCUCCGACAAGACAGGCACCCUCACUACCAACCGAAUGACCGUGGUGCAGGCCUACGCGGGCGACCAGCACUUCCACAAGGUCCCACACCCUGACCAGAUGAAUCCUAAAGUGCUGGACACGCUCGUCAACGCCAUAGCUGUCAACAGCGCCUACACCUCCAAGAUUAUGCCCCCGGAUAAGGAGGGAGGCCUACCCAAGCAGGUGGGCAACAAGACAGAGUGUGCCCUGCUUGGCUUCAUCCUGGACCUGAAAAGGGACUAUGCCCCUGUGAGGGAACAGAUCCCUGAGGAGAAGCUCUACAAGGUCUACACCUUCAACUCUGUGCGCAAGUCCAUGAGCACGGUGGUGCAGUUGCCUGAUGGAUCCUUCCGCCUCUACAGCAAGGGGGCCUCUGAGAUCCUGCUCAAGAAAUGCUCCUCUAUCAUGGCUGGUGGUGGCGACCCACGGGGUUUCCGCCCACGGGACAGGGACGAGAUGGUGAAGAAGGUGAUCGAGCCCAUGGCCUGCGACGGCCUGCGCACCAUCUGCGUGGCCUACAAGGACCUGCCGGCCAGCCCUGAGCCCGACUGGGAGGACGAGGCUGGCAUCGUCAGUGACCUCAUCUGUAUCACAGUGGUGGGCAUCGAGGACCCUGUCCGCCCAGAGGUCCCAGAUGCUAUCAAGAAAUGCCAGCGGGCCGGUAUCACCGUGCGUAUGGUGACAGGUGACAACAUCAACACAGCGCGCGCCAUCGCUGCCAAGUGUGGCAUCAUCCAGCCUGGGGAUGACUUCCUGUGUAUAGACGGGAAGGAAUUCAACCGACGAAUCAGAAAUGAGAAAGGAGAGGUUGAGCAGGAGCGCAUUGACAAGGUUUGGCCCAAACUAAGAGUUCUGGCUAGGUCCUCACCUACAGACAAACAUACACUGGUCAAAGGCAUCAUAGACAGCACCGUACUGGAGCAGCGGCAGGUAGUGGCAGUGACAGGGGACGGAACAAAUGACGGACCUGCCCUAAAGAAGGCCGAUGUUGGCUUUGCCAUGGGCAUCGCUGGUACUGACGUAGCCAAGGAAGCCUCUGACAUCAUCCUGACUGAUGACAACUUCUCUAGCAUUGUGAAGGCGGUCAUGUGGGGCCGCAACGUCUAUGACAGCAUCUCCAAGUUCCUCCAGUUCCAGCUCACUGUCAACGUGGUGGCUGUCAUUGUGGCCUUCACCGGCGCCUGUAUCACACAGGACUCUCCCCUGAAGGCUGUCCAGAUGUUAUGGGUGAACCUGAUCAUGGACACCUUUGCCUCCCUGGCCCUAGCCACCGAGCCGCCCACUGAGUCCCUGCUCCUGAGGAAGCCUUACGGCCGCAACAACCCCCUCAUCUCCAGGACCAUGAUGAAGAACAUCCUGGGUCAUGCCAUCUACCAGCUCACCAUCAUCUUCACCCUGCUGUUCGCAGGAGAAAAGAUCUUCAAUAUUGAUAGUGGACGCAAUGCCCCUCUGCACUCUCCCCCCUCCGAGCACUACACUAUCAUCUUCAACACCUUUGUGCUCAUGCAACUGUUCAACGAGAUCAAUGCCCGCAAGAUCCACGGUGAAAGGAACGUUUUUGAUGGCAUAUUCCACAACCCUAUUUUCUGCAGUAUUGUGCUGGGGACUUUUUUAAUGCAGUUUGUGAUUGUGCAGUUUGGGGGGAAACCUUUCAGCUGCACACCACUCAAUGUGGAGCAGUGGCUGUGGUGUCUGCUCGUGGGAGUAGGAGAGCUGCUGUGGGGACAGCUCAUCACCACGGUACCCACCAGCCACCUGCCCUGUCUGAAGGAGGCGGGUCAUGCGCUCGGUAAGGAGGAGAUGAUUGAUGACGACAUGGCAGAUGAUGAGCAAGAGAUUGACCAUGCCGAGAGGGAGCUGCGUCGAGGGCAGAUCCUCUGGUUCAGGGGCCUCAAUCGCAUUCAAACUCAGAUGGAGGUAGUGAGUACCUUCAAGAGAAGUGGUUCCUUUCAGGGUGCUGCGCGACGUCGCUCCUCAGUUCUCAGCCAACUCCAUGACGUAACCAAUAUUUCUACUCCCACUCACGUAGUUCUCUCCACUGCCAAUGCAACUGGUGCGCCUGGGAAUCCAAGUGGUGAAAGCAUUCCGUAGUCCACUUUAUGAUGGCAUUGAGAAGCCGGAAUCCAAGAACUCCAUCCACGACUUCAUGGCACACCCGGAAUUUCUCAUCAAUGACUCGGUCCACAACAUCCCCUUGAUUGACGAGACAGACAUUGAAACCGAAGAAUCAGAGCGCUCAGACUGCAACAACGUUCGCCUGGCUCUUCGUCAAGCUCCUCCCCUUGCCAAGCCCCCUCAGCCACCCUCUCGCCACCGCUCCGCCUCCCGUCCCGCCCCCUACCGCCAGCAGAGCCUCCCCGUUACACUCAACUGCAACAACAACGCCACUGCUGCUGCUGAGAAUGGAGAUCAUCUGACCCCAAAAGAUGCAAGACUACCAGCUGCUUCUCUCUGCCGCCCCACCAGCCCAUUGCACAACGUGGAGACCUGUUUAUAACUACGAUCUGGGGACAUGGUUGAUAAGAAGGGAGAGGAAACACCAAUGACGUUGAUGGACAUGGAUGUAACCCAACAAAGAGGGAAUGAAGAUGAACUGGACACGGAAAGAGAAAGCAUUACCUGGAAAUGACAUUGUAUAGACCGAUGGUUUUAUGGAUUGUUUCGUUGCCCGACCUUUCCCCCCACAGCCACUGCUUUUAGCCUGCACUCUCUGCUUCAAAGCACUCUCAAAUCCUCUCAAAAAGCUCCACAGUCCAACGAUGCUAACCCCACCAGACUCUGAUAAAGACACUUUUGAAAUGUAUAUCUAGGCACGCAAUAGAGGAGUGAUUGGUGUAGUAGAGACAAGAAUGAACUGGAAUUGAUUAUUUUCCUUUUGAUUGAAAUGAUGAAAGACUCAAUGGAAAGUGAAAUGGGGUUAAUUCAUUCGGCUUUUUAAAAAUAUUAUUGUCCAAAUUAUUACUGUUGUUAUUACUACUGCAAUUACUACUACAAUUAUUAUAUUCCAGUUAAUGAUGCUUCAUUGAUUAGCUUUAUCUAUCCAUGUAUGUAUGUAUGAUGUAUGUUUGUGUGUAUUGUUUGUUUGCUUAACUGCUGUAUUUGUCUCCUUGUAUUUCUGUUUUUAUAUACUCCUUCUGGUCAUGUCCUUCUUUUCCUUUUCUGUGUUUACAUGUGUUGUGUAUGUCUUGAAAAAGAAAAAAAGAAAUAUAACUAUAGAAAUACAUUUAUAAACACAUACAACAACUUCAAAACACAAAAAGGUAACAAUAUAGUACAUCUGCUAUUAAAACAAAGUCACAAAUUAAAAGUAGUACUCAUGGUUUUGGUUCUUCUCUUCAUGUAGAUAUGUCUUGAAUUAAGUUAUUCAUUUGGACACUACCAUGAACAGAGGGGACAACUUAACUGAGUAUUCAAAAUAUUAAGUUGCGCAUAAAGAUUAAAGGAAUUUAUUUAAGUGAUUAUUUUAUUAAUCCCUGUUCAUUCUCUUUAUUUUGGUUUUUCAUAACAUAAAAUGAAAAUGAAAUUAUUACUUUAUGUACUUUAGAAUCUAUGAAACAAUAUCAGAGUGUAUGUUGUAUGUAUUUCUACUCGACUAUGCUUUAAUGCUGUCAACUGUGAUCAAUAGUGACAGCUUUCACAGGGGCACAGAUAGAUAUCCAUUGAAUACAUCUUUACUUUUACGUUUUACUUACGCUUCUACACUACAUUGUUUUAAGAACAUUUUAGUUUUUUGAAUGAUGCAAAUAGGAUGUCUCCCAGCUUUGUGGAGAACUUAUUAAAGCCGUCUGAAAGUUUA